Messenger RNA from Vigna unguiculata (cowpea), 705 nucleotides. RefSeq lists its product as uncharacterized. Gene Ontology annotation, biological process: regulation of circadian rhythm; response to cold. Lineage: Eukaryota; Viridiplantae; Streptophyta; Magnoliopsida; Fabales; Fabaceae. The record is from RefSeq and is a predicted model, not a curated record.
GAGGUGGCCAGCUAUCAAUAUUCCCCAUCCCAUUCCUCUCUUCCUCUUUCUUUCUUUCUUUCUCUUCUCUUCACCCAACCCAACCCUCUCUUAUUUUUCUCUUAUUUUCUCUUCUGUUCAGUCUUCAUCCACCACCCAGGGAAACGCAAGAGAAUGGAAUCGACGCAGACCCAAACGACGUCGGUUUGGACGGACGAGAAGCACCUUCACUUCCUGAACAGCAUGGAAGCCUCCUUCGUCCGCACAAUGCUCCACCACUACGCCGUCCUUUCCUCCCACCCUCCUCUCCGCCUCGACCGCUACCUCCCCGACACCUCCGAAUCCACCUUGGAUUCCAAGCCCAAUCGCAGGCCCAAGAAACAUGCUUCUGCACCCCCAGAUUCAAUGGGUCCUACUCCCAGGGGCAGAAGAUCCAAGAGGAGAUCGUCCCAUUCCCACUCUCACCUACACACUUCAUUGGUGAAGCAGGCCGUAGAAGAACUAGAAACUGGAAGAGAAAGUGGUGGUCCCGUCGUUGCAGGAGGGGACGAUGAAAAACCAAGAAAUAAUGUUUAGGCUUGGUAAUCUUCCAGAAUACAAAGAUUCUUGGAUGUUUUUUUUUUCUUUAUAUUAUAAUUUUUUUCACUCACUCUGCUUUCUAAUUUUUGUCUUGUUUUAACUUGUAUUUUUGUUUCUACGGUUAUCUUAAAAAGAUAUUAUUGUGAU